This is a messenger RNA of Chrysemys picta bellii (western painted turtle), 2514 nucleotides long. RefSeq names its product ERCC excision repair 8, CSA ubiquitin ligase complex subunit (gene ERCC8). The record is from RefSeq and is a predicted model, not a curated record. Gene Ontology annotation, molecular function: protein binding. Gene Ontology annotation, cellular component: Cul4A-RING E3 ubiquitin ligase complex; nucleotide-excision repair complex. Lineage: Eukaryota; Metazoa; Chordata; Testudines; Emydidae. Gene Ontology annotation, biological process: protein polyubiquitination; proteasome-mediated ubiquitin-dependent protein catabolic process; transcription-coupled nucleotide-excision repair.
CGUUUCGCACUGAGCCAAUCGGCGUCACCCUAUUUACAACAUGGCGGUGCUCCUGGAUCUAGUACUUGCCUGGUCCCGCCAUGUUGGCCUUUAUUUCGGCCCGCCAAGCCGGUCUCGACGAUCCGCUGCGGUUGCGCCGGGCUGAGUCCACCCGGAGGGUACUAAGCUUGGAGCUAAACAAAGAUAGAGAUGUGGAAAGAAUCCAUGGCAGUGGUGUUAACACCCUGGAUAUUGAACCUGUUGAAGGAAGAUACAUGUUAUCAGGUGGGUCAGAUGGUGUUAUUGUACUUUAUGACCUUGAAAACUUCAGCAGAAAACCAUGUUAUACAUGUAAAGCAAUUUGUUCUGUGGGCAGAAGCCAUCCUGAUGUACACAAAUUCAGCGUAGAGACAGUUCAAUGGUACCCUCGUGACACUGGCAUGUUUACAUCAAGCUCAUUUGAUAAAACACUGAAAAUAUGGGAUACAAACACAUUACAACCUGCAGAUGUGUUUAAUUUUGAGGGAACAGUUUAUAGCCAUCAUAUGUCUCCAGUUGCUACCAAGCACUGCUUAAUAGCAGUUGGUACCAAAAGCCCCAAAGUACAGCUUUGUGACUUGAAGUCUGGAUCCUGUUCUCAAAUUCUGCAGGGUCACAGGCAAGAAGUGCUGGCAGUGGCCUGGUCCCCGCGUCAUGAGUAUGUCUUGGCAACUGCAAGAGACUUUCAGCUGGUCUGCCUCUCACCUCCUUCUGGAUCUCUAAACAGUGCUGACAGUAGAGUAAAACUCUGGGAUGUAAGGAGAGCAUCUGGAUGUCUGAUUACUCUUGAUCAGUACAAUGGGGAGAAGUCAAAAGCAUCUUCUGAAGCAGCAAACACUGCUCAUAAUGGAAGAGUUAACGGCUUAUGCUUUACAAGUGAUGGGCUUCAUCUUCUGACUAUUGGUACAGAUGACCGGAUGAGACUCUGGAAUAGUUCCAGUGGGGAAAACACACUGGUGAACUAUGGGAAAGUCUGUAAUGAAAGCAGAAAAGGACUCAAAUUCACCACUUCUACUGGCUGCGAUCCAGAAUUUGCAUUUGUACCAUAUGGUAGCACCAUUGCUGUUUAUACAAUCUACUCAGGAGAACUGAUAACUAUGCUUAGGGGACAUUAUAAUACUGUUGAUUGCUGUGUAUUUCAGCCUAAUUUUCAGGAACUAUAUAGUGGUAGCAAAGAUUGCAAUAUACUUGCGUGGGUGCCAGCUCUACGAGAGCCAAUGCCUGAUGAAGAUGCUGCAAAGUUUCAGCAGCCCAGCAUCGACUACGAUUCUGAUACAUAUUGGCUACUCCUCUCCUGUCUACAGUUUCCUGUGACAGUUAAAAGGUGCAGCACUGCCUCUGCAAGCCAUACCCCUUCUCCUGUUUGCUGCCAGAUCUUCUGCCUCUGCUACAUCAGUCAGCAACGCUUAAAUCCAGCAUUUGAAGAUGGAUGGAGCAGCAGUGAUGAUGAAGGAUGAACCUCAGUUAGCUGUUGAUAUAAAACUGACAUUCAUGCACUAUGUUUGUGAAGAAAGGGACUUUACCUGCAGAAUUGAACAAGUAUUUGUCAUCAGCUUCUUUGUAGAGUUCCUUAAAGCUCAGGCUUUCAGAAAUGAGAUUUUCUUGUAAAGUUACUUUCUUGUACUGUCUUAAUGUUUCUUCUGUGUUGUUACUAUAUUUUGAAAUAGUAUUCUUUUAUUUCACCUGGCCUUCUCACUCUUUCCCACCCACCCCCAAACUUUAGGCAAAGCAAUUUGGUAUAUUGUACCUAGUUGUUGAGCUGAAUAUUAAAAGCAAAAUUUCUGAUGAUCAGAUGCUAGUACACCCCAUCUCUCUUCUGGUGUCACUAAAAUAGUGAGGCCUGAUGAUUCCUUCUAUUUUCAGGGGCUCUAAAUGGGACAGUUUGGGACAAGAUGAGUGUGGAGAGGAGCUGGCGUGUGUAAAUCCCAGUUCCUUUGUAUUAUCCCCAUUUUACAGAUGCCUCUCCAUGGAUGCAUUAUGGAAUCCAGCUUCCCCAAUUAGAAGGAAGCAGGGCUGGUAUUCUCUAUCUAGGUAUUUAUAUAGCCCCCAUCAAUUUAAUAUCUGACCCCAUCCCAGGUAUUUAAAAAUAGAAGCAAAUUACAUGGAAUAGGAUCUUACUGGUCCCAUUAACAUGAUCAUAAGAUCUGCUGCAUGAAACCCCCCAAGUGGAGGGGGAAAUUCAUAGAUAGCAGCAGGCAAACACUGAAUGGGGGCUUGGCUUCUGUGACAGCCAAAGAGUCAGGAUGAGGAGGAGAAAGGGAAAGCUAGUGCUGAGUCACUGGGCCUCUGCCAAUGUGCUGUGACUUAGGAGGUUGAACCUCCUGCAUAUUCUGGGUGUGCAAGACCUGCUCUCCCUUUCUCAUUAAGAUGAUUUAGAGGAAUCUCAGCAAGCUGAGAGUCUCCUGUCUGUGAUGGAUGUGUUAUAAUGUAACCUUCUGGAUUUAACAAGCCUCAAGUCAGAAGAAAAAUUUGAAUAAAAUGGAAAUGUAAAAAACA